CGGAGGCACGGUGCACGAAGGUUGAAGGGAUUGUCUACGUCUGCCUGGGGAGACUACCUCUGUCAAGCUCUGCGAACUACCCAAGAGUCAGGACCCUCGAGCUCGUUCACCGGACGGCCCAGGUAUGGAACAGAAGCGGUAUGUAUCGUGUCACGGGCGACUCCCCACUAGUGGCGACGCACCUUGGGCGACCUCUGUUAGCUCUGCACGACGCCCAGAGGAGGUCAGAUCCAGACGUUCGCAUGACGAUGUCACGACACACCGAGAGAGCCUGAGUACGCACCAGGAUCGACUCCGAUUCAUGCGUGACCCCCGAGUUGCCCCCGAGUCCCCUCUCGUUCUCACAUCAGGACGUGCUGCCUUUCGUGAAGGUACGGCGCCACAAAUGAUCGAUGCAGUUCGACGACACGGACACAUCACACAUCGUCGCCAGGUGCCAGAUCGUGGUGUCGCUGAUGGACGUGUAACUCGCAGUCACCACGUGCGUCGCUCCGUAUGGGUUCGAACGCACUCGCAUCGCAAGUUCAACUUCUACUAUCUUCUCCCCGCUUGCGGUUAUAGGUCAAGCAAUUCCUUAUCGACAGCAGGCUGUCACAUACUACUACUUCAGCAUACACAAACGACCAUCUUCAACAUGGAGCACUACAUUCUAGACAUUCAUUACACCGGGAAGAAGGCGAACUUGGCUACUGCGCACAGACGGGCUACCGGAUCUCUCGAGCAGUUUAUCGAGGACGACCUUCUGGGCCUUGGGUUUCCCGCCACGUUCGAGCCCACCGUCACAAGUCUCUGGCAAGGCUCUGUACCGGUGGUACGAUGCACGUGGAACGUCGAGCGUCGUGACGCCGAACCGGAUGCUGCGGUACGACACCGUGUUCUAGAGCUGUUGGGGCGAUCCUGAUUCUUCGUCUGCACUCGCAGCGCCAAGUGGUGGAGGAGAUCCUUGCCAUCAAGAGCCAAGCACGUACGAAGAAACAGCGCAAGGCGUUCAACCGCAAACUGACCGAAAUGCACAUCGCACAUGUCAAUGUUGAGAUCC
Molecule: messenger RNA, 1039 nt
Organism: Fomitopsis serialis
Lineage: Eukaryota; Fungi; Basidiomycota; Agaricomycetes; Polyporales; Fomitopsidaceae
Exons: 3
Coding region: 125-901 (258 amino acids)
Source: RefSeq, a predicted model, not a curated record